GAAGUAGCAUGCUCCUUCAUAUUCAGGCCUCCAUCACUCACUCUGUCGCACCAGGAUUUGAGAGCAAGAGGCCCUGCGUUUGCUCCGUGUGCUAUCUCCAGGGGUAACGACCUGUCAGCCCUCGCAUCCCUAUCCUUCGGGAUCCGAUUGCCAGCUUCACGUGCUCUAUGUGGGCAUUUCUUUCUCCAAAUCGUCAGUUUCUCUUUGAGGAAUCUAAAACUUUCUAUCGACAACAGAUAGGCUAGAUAUUGAUAAGGAACGGCGAUUCAUCUAAACGCCGGGAUUCCCACCAUGGUCUUUGGAUACGAGUUCGUGGAUCUGGACCAUGACCAGAAACAUGCCCGGAGAGUCUUACUCGAAUGGUAUCCUUUAAUGGCGCAGUUAUCGGCCCUGGUUGUUCUUGCUUUAUUCGUAUGCGGCGGCAUCCUAUCCUUCCUGGCACGACAAGGGCUUGACUAUGAACGGCCGAGGUCGCCUUCGUUCAGCAAGCGAGCGGAAGGGAAAUCAACGUGGUUGAAGAAGUCCUGUCAGGGAAGCAUCAAGCUUUCAUGGUGGAUGAAGAAACCCGUAGCUGCCAGCUGGGGAACGCGGGGAGAAUGGAUAGGUGGUGGGAUCUGGAUGGCAUGGCUGUUGUAUCUUUCAAGCGCUCAGACCAGCAAUGACUAUCUCCAUCUCACAAAACGUUUCGGAAUCAUCGGAGCUUCUCAGCUUCCGCUCCACUACCUCCUGGCCAUGCGGUCACCCUAUUCGCCAAUACAACAUCUCACACGAAUGUCUCAUGAGCAACUGAAAGCAUCCCACCAGGUCCUAGGCCGGAUCAUCUACUUCCUAUUCUUCCUUCAUGCAACCUUCUACAUGAACUUCUUUGUCCUAUCUGGGUUCCUUGCGAAGCGAAUCAAGGACAAGGACGUUAUUAUCGGGAUCCUCAGCAUAAUUCUACUCACCAUCCUAAGUACUACCGCUCUUGAGCCUCUUCGAAGAUGGAACUACCGAGUUUUCUUCACUACACACGUCAUCAUCGCCAGUACAAUCCUCGUCCCACUCUAUUUUCACGUAACUCAUAUCAGAAAGUACGUCGUUGAGACCAUUGUAGUUUACACCAUUCAUCAAGUCUUCCGGAACCUUGGUAUCAGAAGAUAUUCUGGGACUAUCAAGCUCCUCCCCGGAACCAAUCUUGUUCAGAUCUGCAUUCCUUUGGACACACCGGAAGUAGCAUUCGGUUGGAAACCUGGGCAACACGUCUACCUCAGCCGACCCUCAGGGAAGUCAUCCGCUGGGUCAUUAUAUGGUCAGCUCCUCUUAUGCAACCAAGCAAAUCCGUUCACUAUUGCCUCAAUUCCAGCAAAGGAUGGGGAACUCCUUCUAGUAGCAAGGGCCUUGAAUGGUAACACUAAGCACCUGGAAAAGCUGGCCCGGUCUCUAUCUACCCACAAUGGGACCCAUGCCAGCAUUCCACUCGCCUUAGAAGGACCCUAUGGCGCAUCAACCCGCUUACCAGAUUUCUCUACCUUCGACAAGGUCUUGCUAGUCGCAGGUGGAGUCGGUGCAACAUUCCUCAUGCCCAUCUACCGCAGCAUCGUCGAAUCUCCUGACGCAGGCCACUCAUCAGUGUCCCGAACCCGGUUCAUCUGGGCAGUUCGCAAGCUCGCCGAAACGCAAUGGGCAUUCCCCGCACGGGACUCAGACGAGCCAGGAUUCGAGCUACCGUCACACAACAGCACGAUCGAGGUUUGUGUAACGCAGCCUUCUGGUCCGGAUCUGCAGGCCAGCGGUUCGGGCGAUGAUAUCGAGCUUGCAGAAGAUGGUCAGCUGCUGAGUAUGGAAGAGCAGAUGGAUAAGCUGGGGAAAGGAAUGACGGUGAAGGGUGGACGUCCGAGUAUGCAGGCGAUCGUGGGUGAGACUUUUAGCAAGGGAACCAGGAUAGCCGUUCUUGCGUGUGGGCCGAAGGGCUUAACAGAGGAGUUGAGGAGUGUGGUGGGGUUGUGGAUUGGAAAAGGUUAUGAUGUAUAUUAUCAUGAAGAGAGCUUUGGAUGGUGAUGGACUACUAACGUAGAACAUGGCCAGGGUAAUUCCAGACAGAUUUGC
This is a messenger RNA of Lindgomyces ingoldianus, 2085 nucleotides long. RefSeq lists its product as uncharacterized. Gene Ontology annotation, cellular component: plasma membrane. Bases 292 to 2037 code for a protein of 581 amino acids. Gene Ontology annotation, biological process: intracellular iron ion homeostasis; copper ion import; iron ion transport. The record is from RefSeq and is a predicted model, not a curated record. Lineage: Eukaryota; Fungi; Ascomycota; Dothideomycetes; Pleosporales; Lindgomycetaceae. The transcript is spliced from 2 exons. Gene Ontology annotation, molecular function: ferric-chelate reductase activity.